CCCAGCCGUAAUUCAACGUGCUACUUUACAUAUUACACAGAUUCCACCGCAUAUGACGGUUUCUGUAAAAAACCCUCGUAUUUCCAUAUACAUAAUAUUACUACGGCCUUUUUACGACACUCCCCGAUUCAAUGGCCGGCCGGGAAUCAAUGGACAAUGUGUAAUAAUUUUCCGAGCUUUAUUUAUGCCUUUCCUAUACGCUCCGAACGGUAAAAGCCACUUUGUUUUCGGCAUUUCGUGAUAUACUACCAGUGCCGUGGCUCGCAGCACAUUGUUUUCAAACCAUCAUAAUCAGCUUGCUUAUGCUUGCAAUUAGCACUCAAGUAGUCGCAUUUCCAGGACAAAUGAACAUCGCAGUGAUUCACAGCGGUUCAGUUAUUUGCCGUGAGGUUGGCCAGUAUCUAGUAGCCAUUCAAGUGCAGAAUGUUGCAGAAAACUGUCCUCAUUUCACUGUGCUUGGUGACGGAAAACGUGCAAUUCGGGCGGGCAAUCCAGUGCUUUCAAUGCCUUCUAGCUGAUCGCCCCUUCUACGAGGACGCGCAGGCUCCAGCAGAGAAAACCUGCAGGGACUUUGACCGGUCGCCAGCCUACGUGGUGGACUGUCCGGAGUCGACGUUUUGCUACAAAAAGACAGUGGAGGAUCGCUUCUACAACAGCCCCUAUGUGAGGGAGGAAAGGGGCUGCGCCCCUCAGAUGUAUCGGGGGCUGAAACAGACGGCCAGCCUCCAAUGGGUGACCGAGAGCCGCUUGAUCCAGGGCGCCUAUGAAAGGGGCUGCAGGAGAGUGGAGGAUUUCGGGCUGCGCUCCCUCCAUGAGACUGAAUGCUUCUGCGAUGAAGGCGAUCUUUGCAAUUCUGCAGCAAAGCUGCAGAAUUGCUGGCUUUGGCUGCUGUUUAUCGUCAGUGGGGCUUGGGUAAUAAAAAUUCAGUGAAUAUUC
Messenger RNA from Dendroctonus ponderosae (mountain pine beetle), 936 nucleotides. RefSeq lists its product as uncharacterized. The transcript has 2 exons. NCBI's taxonomy places the organism in Eukaryota, Metazoa, Arthropoda, Insecta, Coleoptera, Curculionidae. Bases 424 to 930 code for a protein of 168 amino acids. The record is from RefSeq and is a predicted model, not a curated record. Gene Ontology annotation, biological process: regulation of synaptic transmission, cholinergic; positive regulation of voltage-gated potassium channel activity; sleep.